Botrytis byssoidea is the source of this 672-nucleotide messenger RNA. RefSeq lists its product as uncharacterized. The transcript has a single exon. NCBI's taxonomy places the organism in Eukaryota, Fungi, Ascomycota, Leotiomycetes, Helotiales, Sclerotiniaceae. The record is from RefSeq and is a predicted model, not a curated record. Bases 1 to 672 code for a protein of 223 amino acids.
AUGAACAAAACUCCCGAAUCGUCUCAAAGUCCUUUAGAUGAAGCCAUGAUUGAUCAUAAACAUGUAAAAACCUUACCCGCCAUCUCCUCACAUCACAAGUUGCAGGUUGCUGCUCCCACCGCUAGUUUUGCUGCGAUUCAAAGCUCUUCGGACAAGGCAAAGACCGACAGCGAAUUUAUCACAACUUCGCUCAAGACCUCUUUCUCUGGCAACACAGAGUCAAAUGCUAGACAAUCAACUCCUUCAUUAUCGGCACCAUUGUCCCCCGCAUCUAGUCUAAACAUUCCUGUGUUGCCAUCCUCACUCGACCUUUUUGUCAGCAUAGCAGCCGCGGCUCCAUACGCCGCGGCACCGCGUCCAGAAACGUAUACACAUCAGUUCAUGACCUCCAGCAUUCGCACUCCAGUUGUUAGGAAAUGUGGAAGAUGCGUCGCAGGUUAUGAAUUUAAAACUUGCAGGCAGAGCGUGUGUGAUGAAUGUAUAAAGAAUGGGCGUGGGAGCCCUACUGAUGUAUCAAUUCUUCAUGCCCGCUUGCGGGAAGAACUUGACCAGCUUCCAAUUUCUAGUACAGUCAAUGCUACGACUGGAAAUCGGUCGACUGGCAAUACUGUUAUCGAUUACGAUAGCGACGCUACGAUUAGUAACGAGGAGGACGAGUGGGAGUUUCAAUGA